Molecule: messenger RNA, 834 nt
Organism: Dothidotthia symphoricarpi CBS 119687
Lineage: Eukaryota; Fungi; Ascomycota; Dothideomycetes; Pleosporales; Dothidotthiaceae
Product: transcription initiation factor IIE, beta subunit
Exons: 1
Coding region: 33-800 (255 amino acids)
Biological process (GO): transcription initiation at RNA polymerase II promoter
Cellular component (GO): transcription factor TFIIE complex
Source: RefSeq, a predicted model, not a curated record
GCACAACUCACAACUUCACGACACACACCAAAAUGAGUUUCCUCAAGAAGCCCAUGGCCGCGCCGUCGCCUACGCCAUCCAACACCUCUACGACAAAGCGCAAGCGCCCUGCUGAGCCCGUAGUGUUCUCCCAGCCACAGGAUAGCGGUACUGGCGAACACGUCUACACGCGCCUCACAUACACGAUCGACUAUCUCCGACAGAAUCAGCGAUGGCACACUUUCGACGAGCUCAUGGCCUACCUUAACGUUCCCGAAGGCGACAUCCAGCGAGAGCAACUGCGCAUGUACUUCCGUUCUGACAAUUCUACGAGUCGCAUCGCGUACAAUGCCGCCAACGACACGUACCGCUACAGACCAAAGCUCGACAUCCGCAACCCCGCUCAACUGAAGGGCUAUCUUCAGACACAAAAGUCGGCGCAGGGCCUUUCUAUCAAGGACCUCAAGGAUGGCUGGGCAACCGUGGCGGACGACAUCAAGGCCAUGGAGGAGAAGAAGGAAGUUUUGGUCAAGCACACAAAGGACGGUGUCCCCAAGACAGUAUGGGGCAAUGAUCCCUCACUCAUGCACACGAUCGACCCGGAAUUCGUCGGCAUGUGGCACAAAAUCGGUAUUCCAGCGAAUCCAGACGAUCUGCGCAAUACGCUGGCGAGUGUGGGUCUGAAGCCAGCGACACUGGCUCGAGCUCCAGUAGAUGCUGGACCAAAGCAGAAGAAGAAACGCGCCGCUCGUCGGGGUGGAAAGGUCACGAACACGCAUAUGGCAGGGUCGCUGAUGGACUUUUCUGCGAUGCGAAGAUAGGACGAUGUUUGUGUUUAGCGACGGCGUUGGUGGG